This is a messenger RNA of Cicer arietinum (chickpea), 2669 nucleotides long. RefSeq lists its product as uncharacterized. Lineage: Eukaryota; Viridiplantae; Streptophyta; Magnoliopsida; Fabales; Fabaceae. The record is from RefSeq and is a predicted model, not a curated record. Gene Ontology annotation, cellular component: plasma membrane.
ACCAAAGAGUAUGCAAGAGUACUCAACACCACAAAUUAAUCCCAAAAAAAAAAAAGGAGAGAAAACCAUUAAACUUGAUUAUGAAUUUGUUCAACAUUCCACCGUUGUGGUUAGAGUGUCUAUCUUCAGCAUUCAGAACGGCACUAGCGUGUACCAUAGUAGCCUGCGUAACACUAUAUGGCCCACUCUCAAUUCGAACCCUCAUAACAUUCCCCGCAUUUUCGUACGUUGUAGUUAUUCUCAUUAUCAUAAACGACGCCGCUUUGGGUGACACGCUCCGAGGUUGUUGGCUUGGGGUUUAUGCAACAAUCCAAAGUUUAGGCCCAGCUAUGUUGAUUUUAUGGGCUAUAGGCCCAAAUAAAUUUAGUAAAGGAACAACUUCAAUAGCCGUGGCGGUGGGUGCAUUUGUUGUGGUUUUGCCUUCGGGUGAAUCAACACAUUUGAUAGCUAAGAGAAUAUCAUUGGGUCAGAUAGUGUUAGUGUAUGUGUUGGCUUAUGUUAAUGGUGUUAAUUGUGAUCCUAUUAUGCAUCCUAUUCAUUUGGCAGCUAGUACUGCCUUAGCUCUACUUGCUUGUGUCCUUGCAUUGCUUCUUCCUUACCCACGUUUUGCUUGCUACCAGGUGAACAAAAAUUGUAAAUUAUUAAUAAAUAAUAUCUUGAAGAGAUUGAAGCUUCUUGUUAAGAUAAUUGAUGAGGACGAAAAUACUUCAGCACUCGAGUUAUUGACACAUGUAAAGUCUUUGGCAACCAAGCGAAACAAACUCCUUUCAACCAUCAUGCGCUACAUAGAUGGCAUGAAGUGGGAGAGGCUUCCAAUUAAUUUUUUCAAACCCCAUUAUAUGAACUUGGGAGAGAGACUUCAAGAAGUAGAUAUCAAUCUAAAAGGAAUGGAAUUGGCUUUAAGUUGCACUAAAUCAUUCCCAAUCAACACUCUCGACCAAGACCUUAAACAUGGUCUAAACACACUUGAAGAGCAUGUUAACCUAACCCUUAAAAAUGCUAAACACAAUUAUCUUGGUGGCGGUUCACUAACUGUCCCCGAAUCCAAUGAAAAAAACAUCACACAUUUUCUCCAAUCCCUUCAUUCUAUUCCAACAACUCUUCAAGAAUUACCCAUCUUUUUCUUCCUAUUUUGCGCCAAACUCCUUCACAUGAAAUCAUUGACCGAAAGCCCAAAUAGUCCCCAAGCCCAGCCCAGUAUUAAAAAUGAAAAUUGUCUUGAAGGCAAACGUAAGUGGUCUAAUUGGGCCACAACAUUAAGAAGCCCAAACAUUCUCCCGGCAAUUAAAUUCUCUUUCGCAUUGGGCCUUUCAGUAUUUAUGGGCUUAUUGUAUAGCAAAGAAAGCGGAUUUUGGUCUGGUCUUCCAGUGGCUGUAAGUUUCGUUUCGGGAAGAGAAGCCACUUUUAGAUCAGCAAAUGUUAAAGCCCAAGGAACAGUAAUUGGAACUGUGUACGGUGUUUUGGGUUGUUUCGUGUUUGAGAGAUUAUUGCCUAUUAGAUUCUUGUCUCUACUUCCGUGGUUCAUUUUCACUAGUUUCCUUCAACGAAGCCGAAUGUAUGGGCCUGCAGGUGGCAUUUCGGCAGUGAUUGGGGCUGUUUUGAUUUUGGGCCGAAAAAACAUUGGCCCACCAAGCGAAUUCGCAAUAGAGAGAAUCAUCGAAACUUUUAUUGGGCUUUCAUGUUCUAUUUUUGUGGAUCUUCUUUUCUGGCCCAAAAGGGCUUCAUCAUGUGCCAAAUUUGAGCUCUCUCAAUGCUUCUCCACAUUCAUCGAGUCAAUUGGGCCUUUAAGCCUAGUUGGCAAAACCGAUUUACAACUGGAAGAAAACCAAAGGAAAUUUAAUGUACAAGUUAAUGAGCUAAAAAAAUUUGUGAUAGAGGCAGAAGCUGAGCCCAAUUUUUGGUUUUUACCAUUUCAUAGUGGUUGCUAUAAUAGGCUUUUGGUGUCAUUGACAAAAUUGGUGGAUAUUUUACAUUUUGGAGCACGUGCAUUAAUAUCACUUCAACAAGAGUUUCAAAGAAGUGGUAAUUUUGUGAAUGAGGAAGUGAAAAUGUUAGAAAGUGAACUUAUACAUGUUAAGGAACUUAUUUGCUCUUCCAUCAAAAGUCUUGAAGAAAUUUCUAAGAUGAAAUCAUUCAAGUUUGUUGAAAAAGACCUUGAAAAAAAGAACAUUUCUUGUGAUAUAGAAUUGGGAAAGUCAAAAGAGUGUGGUAUGUGGCUUUCGGACAUGGGAGAAGAUGGAAUAAGAGAAACUAUAGAGUCUUUUCUCCAAGGGUCAAGAGAUUUUAUUGAUAAUUUGUAUAGUGAUGAAGGUGAGAAGGAGGUGAAGAGUGAAGUUGUUUUGAGUUUGAGUGCUGUUGGGUUUUGCUUGAAUGUGUGUAUGCAAGGGACAAUAGAGAUUGAAGAGGCAAUGAGGGAACUUGUUCAAUGGGAGAAUCCUUCUUGCAAUAUUAAUUUGUGUGAGAUAUCAUGUAAGCUAUGAUCUCACCAUAUAAAAUUGUUAUUGUCGGAAAUAAAUGCAAUUGAAUUGAUGCAUUUAUAUUGCUACUAUAUACUACAAUCUAUCUAUUCUAUAACUAUGUAAACCAAACUUAAGAGUUUUUAUGUUGAUGUGCCAAUUCUCAUUCUCUCAAAUUUUAUCAAAUAAUGUAUAUAAGUUUAUGUACAAAAA